UAUUAGGUGCUGUAAAAAGAUAAAACGAACAUAACGGAAUUAACUUUAGUUAGUGUGUCGAGGAACGCGGCCUGGUGAAGAAAGGAAGGAGGCCGUCAUCUUCUGUCUAUUUACAUAUUUAUCUGCCAACACUGAGGAAACAUGAAGGCAGGUGCAUGUGAUUUUGAGGAGGAUGGGGAGAAGGGAGCUGCUGGGAACAAGAAGCCCAAUGGGUUGCCAAUAUGGGGCAAUGAAAAGACCAUGAACCUGAAUCCUCUCAUCCUCACCAACAUACAGUCAUCACAGUACUUCAAGGUAAACCUGUACCAGCUGAAGACUUACCAUGAGGUCAUUGAUGAAAUCUACUACAAUGUGACACACCUGGAGCCUUGGGAGAAGGGCAGUCGCAAAACUUCGGGUCAGACUGGCAUGUGUGGCGGGGUGCGAGGUGUUGGGGCAGGUGGCAUCGUGUCCACUGCCUUCUGUAUCCUGUACAAGCUGUACACACUGCGCCUCACCAGGAAACAGGUGGUGGGCCUCCUCAAUCAUGCUGACUCCCCAUACAUCCGAGGCCUUGGCUUCAUGUACGUCAGGUUUACUCAGCCACCAGCAGACCUGUGGGACUGGUUGGAGCCAUACCUGGAUGAUGAGGAGGAGAUAGAUGUGCGUGCAGGUGGCGGCCAGACUACCACCAUUGGUCACACAGUGCGCCACAUGCUAUCCAAGCUAGAGUGGUAUUCCACUCUCUUCCCUCGCAUUCCCGUCCCCAUUCAGAAAGAACUAGAGAAGAAAUUGGCAGAACAUGCUGCCGCCAAGGCUGCUGCUAAUCCCACUGUUGCCUCACCAGCCAAGAAGGAUUGGUAUGGUGGUCGACCUGAAGCAGAAGCUGCACCACAAAAGGAGCAUGGGAGGUCAAGAGGGUCCAGCCAAGAGUACAACUGUCGAGAUGAAAGAGUUCGAGACACAGACCGAGAAAGGGAACGGGUAAGGGACAGGGAUGGCACACGUUCACAGGACCAGGAGAGGGACUGGCAGGGUGACCGCACUAGAGAGAGGAAUGGAGACUACGACCGCGGCCGAAACAGACAUCGGGACAGAGAACGCGACCGAGGACAGACCGACCGUGAACGUGACAGAGAAAGAGACAGAGACAGAGAGAGAGAGCGGGAUAGAGGGGACAGAGAGAGGGAGAGAGACCGUGACCGUCAUAGACAUCGAGAGAGAGACCACAGCCAUGACAGGAAGCACCGGCGACGAGACCGCUACAGCUACCCAGAUGACAGAGGAGACUUUGCUGAACUGCUGGAGCGGGAAAAACACCGCAUCAAGAAGGAACGCAAGAGAGAUGGCAGUCGAGAGCGAUCAAGAAGAAGCCGGUCGCCAGACAAGGAUCGCCGUCGCCACCACUGAGACUGGCGAGGCACACCUCUUAAUGUAGUUGAUCCUUAACUUAUGAGGGACUGCUCAUAUGGAUCCCAGACUCAGGCAACAAGGAAGUGUGUGUAUAAUGAGAGUGGUGUUGAGUCCCCAAAACAAAGUAACAGAGUGGUGUGUGAAUUAUGUAUCAGAACAUAAAAGGCACAGCCAGUGUGGCACUUCAAAAUAGUUCAUAUAUUUAUCUCUGCAAGAUCCCUCUCUCUGAGUGAAACCUUAGGACUUCAGGUGCAUCACCAAGACAUUCCCAACACAUACACUGGAGGAAGAAUGUUCCAUCUUGGAUUUCAGUGUAUGGAAGCUGGUAACUCCCACUUCGGAGCAUGUCAAGUUUGCAUAGAGAGAAGUGAAGGGUGCCACGUGCUUGGUGUCAAGAGUGUUUAGUGGAGGACACAACACCUUUGUGCAGUAUAUGCUGGUGCUGUUCCCUGUUGGGACAAUAAGCAGAAAUAAAAGUUUGAUCCUUCAUCACAUCAAGCCUCAGUAGCAAAGUAUCAGCAUUAUGAGAGCAGUAAUUCAGUUCUAUGGCCCAUACACAUAUUGUGUAUAUAAAAGGUGAAAUAAAUAUGAGAAUGUAACCUUAAGUUAGGUAGUAGUUAUACAGAUGUUAUAUUUUUAGUGCCUCUGGUGGUCAUUAAAAAGAUAAAUAGGUAAAGGUUGAACAUUAUUUUGACUGUUGGAUUCUACAUGUCUGACUACAAGUGUCAAGAAGACCACACUAAAGGUACAAAAAAGGCUUACUGCCAACAGGUCACUUCAUCACUGAGAGGCAUCAUAUUUGUAUGAUAAUGGAGAUUGAAUUUUAUUAAAGACAUGUUUUUUCUA
Portunus trituberculatus (swimming crab) is the source of this 2238-nucleotide messenger RNA. RefSeq names its product pre-mRNA-splicing factor 38B-like. Lineage: Eukaryota; Metazoa; Arthropoda; Malacostraca; Decapoda; Portunidae. The transcript is spliced from 9 exons. The record is from RefSeq and is a predicted model, not a curated record. Bases 142 to 1389 code for a protein of 415 amino acids. Gene Ontology annotation, cellular component: precatalytic spliceosome.